UUCUGGAUGCUGUUUCAAUGUCGGCCCCUGGUUCGUCUUACGGCACAGUUGUCGGUGGUGCGCGCGAUUCGGUCGUGUCAGAUUAAUAUAAAAAAAAUCAUUAACGUUUCUAUAUUAUUGUUUUAAUUACUUUUAGCGGACGGCAGUAAAUAUAAAUUUGAUCAGAAGAUCGAUUCAUCAUGAACAAGAAGACUCAUAAAAAGAAGAACAAGAGGCGGAAUAAAAACGAUGGGCGGAAUAAAGAAAAUGCCGGAGCUGAGAAAGACAAGACAGCCGUCGAAGAUGGAAAGGAAACGGGCGCGGAAGAUAAGGCGGCUGAAGAUCUGUGCUACGAAAUCAAACAUUCAGAUGUUAUGGGAAGAUACAUAGUAGCGACGAGGGACAUAGAGCCUGGUGAGGUGAUCAUCACAGCACCAGCUCUCGUGGUGGGACCCUGCUCUGGAUGUGGCCUGAUCUGUCUUGGAUGCUAUCGAGAGUUGGAAGAAAGUCAUUUAACAAAAUGUUCUGGUUGCAAGUGGCCUCUCUGCAGCAACUCGUGCUUCGGUCUCGGCAAGUACACUGGACAUUCCAAAUACGAAUGUGAAACACUCAAGAAAAUCCCACCGGACUAUAAAAAUAUGGAGGAGUUGAGAGAUUCGUACCACGCCAUCACGCCUCUAAGAUGUCUACUUUUGAAAAAGGAAGACCCGAGUAAGUGGUGUGCGUUGUCUGAGAUGGAGUCACACAACGCGAUCCGACGCUCUCGUGGCGACAUCUACCCCAUGAACGACAGGAACGUGGUGCAGAGACUCAAGAAAUGGGGGCUGGAGUAUGAUGAUGAUGAAGUACACACGGUCUGCGGUAUAUUAGAGGUGAAUGCCUUCGAGGUCGGCGCCAGUGGUGCGAACGCGCGUGCUCUGUAUAGUGAAGCUUAUCUGCUGGCUCACGACUGCACUCCGUCCACGAGUCACACGGACCACGAGAGACGGCCCGGACGACCUCUCACCAUCAGAGCGGCCAUCAGACAUGUUCCAGGAGACGUCAUCUCACUGUGCUACGCUUACACACUACAGGGUACCCUGAAGCGUCGCGAGCAUCUCGCCGUGUCGAAGUUCUUCAUGUGUAGUUGUGUGCGGUGUGCGGACCCCACAGAGCGCGGUACCCAGGCGAGUUCUUUACGCUGCCCGCGGUGUGCCGGCUCUGUGUUGUCCACGGACCCUCUCCGCAGUGACGCGCUCUGGCGCUGCGCAGAAUGUACAUACGAGAUGUCGGCCGCUACAGUCAAGUUACUACUGAAGAGAUUGACGGAUGAAUUUGAUCAAAUAGACGCCAACGACGUCCAGGGCUUUGAGAAUUAUCUCACCAAGUACAGGAACGUGCUGCAACCCAACCACUACCUUAACUUGUCGGCGAAACACUCGCUGAGUCAGCUGUAUGGGAAGGUAGCGGACUACAUGAUACAUGAGAUGACGGAAGAGCUGCUUCAGAGGAAGAUCGAGAUAUGUAGAGACUUGAUGAAAGUCUUCGAUGUCAUCGAACCGGGAUACUCUAGACUCAGAGGCAUUACGCUGUACGAGUUACACGCUCCUCUGAUGGUUUUGACAACCAGAGCAUUUGAGAGGAAAGAAAUAACAAAAGAGAAUUUAAGAAAUCGCUUGAAAGAGAUCGUCCGCUACCUCCGCGAGUCUGCCGUCAUUCUCGGCUUCGAGCCGCGAGCUUCCCCCGAGGGUCUCAUGGCCGGCGCCGCCCAACACGCGCUCUCCAAGAUUAACACAUGGGAACAAAUCAUAGGCAAGAUUUCCUGAACACACAUACAGACUAAUUCAUGUUUAUGUUUAAACAUCUGUUAUCUUUAAGACGAAAUAUAUUUUUAUAUUGUUUUUGACAAUUAAAAGAUUGUAUAUGUAUAUCUGUUUCAAUAAUAAAAUUAAUAUGACCAAUUCAAAAAUGUGUCAAUAAAAGUCUAUAUUUUGUAUUUUUUUUUUAAAUAUUUUGUGAUCUUCUGUGCUAGGACAAUUUAUUUUUUUGUUAUAGAUUAACAUCCGUUUUCCCUUUAUUUUAGUUCAAUUAAUUCUCAACUGAUCAUUUGUAAAAUGAAAUCACGUAAUUUUUGUAACAUUUCUCAUACUCAAAAAUAAAUAUCGCGAAUGUUUUUACAA
Messenger RNA from Danaus plexippus (monarch butterfly), 2138 nucleotides. It is a transcript of the gene SmydA-4, whose product is annotated as SET domain-containing protein SmydA-8-like. The record is from RefSeq and is a predicted model, not a curated record. NCBI's taxonomy places the organism in Eukaryota, Metazoa, Arthropoda, Insecta, Lepidoptera, Nymphalidae. The transcript is spliced from 11 exons. The coding region runs from base 180 to 1784 and encodes 534 amino acids.